GAAGUCCCCAUAGCAACAACACAUGAGCCUGACAUUCAGCAGACAGAUAUGAUUAAAGUUACGAUAACAGGCGAUCAAAACACAGGAUCAUAGCAGAGGAAACAUGGCUAGUACCAUGGUGGCCGUGGGUAUUACCCUGGCAGCAGCAGGGUUUGCAGGUCGCUAUGCAAUGCAAGCCAUGAAGCAUAUGGAGCCGCAAGUGAAACAAGCUCUGGAAGCUUCCAAAUCGGCCUUUGGUAGUGGAUACUAUAGAGGCGGUUUUGAUCCAAAGAUGACCAGAAGAGAAGCUUCCCUUAUUCUUGGAGUCAGUCCUACUGCUAACAAAAACAAGAUCAGAGAAGCACACAGAAAACUGAUGAUUUUAAACCAUCCUGAUCGAGGUGGAUCACCAUAUCUGGCAACAAAAAUAAACGAGGCUAAAGAUUUACUUGAUGCACAACUGAAGAAAUAGAUCAUCUCUACAUGAAAUGGUUGAACGAGCCGUUUGAUGAACUUGAAUUCUUGCUUGAUAAUAAAAAAAAUAUAUAACU
This is a messenger RNA of Xyrauchen texanus (razorback sucker), 530 nucleotides long. Its product is annotated as mitochondrial import inner membrane translocase subunit TIM14. Gene Ontology annotation, molecular function: ATPase activator activity. Gene Ontology annotation, biological process: protein import into mitochondrial matrix. Lineage: Eukaryota; Metazoa; Chordata; Actinopteri; Cypriniformes; Catostomidae. The record is from RefSeq and is a predicted model, not a curated record. The transcript is spliced from 6 exons. Bases 104 to 451 code for a protein of 115 amino acids. Gene Ontology annotation, cellular component: PAM complex, Tim23 associated import motor.